AUGGCUAGCUCCAGGCUCUAUAUCCUCUGCUUUGGGUGCUCUCUUCUCUUACUCCUGGGGGCUUGCGAGGAGUCGACAGAGAUCAGGGGCACGGGGGAUGGAGCUGAUGAAAGCCAGGAGGAGAAAGAAAUGAUGGAAGCACUGCAGGAGGUCUUGGAGAAGCUGAGGAGCAGCCGGCUGCUGCCACCGCUUGAAAAGAAGUUAGGGUGGGUGCCUUCGUGUGAUGCAGGUGAAUCGUGCGCAGUGCGGAAAGGGUCUCGCAUCGGCAAACUUUGCAAUUGCCCCCGCCGAACAUCAUGCAACAUGUACAUCUUGAAGUGCUUGUGAGGACACCGGCAAGGGGCGUGUGAGGGCCUGUAUCUUGGAUGGAACCUUGAUGCACCGCCCCAGCUUAAACCCCCACCCCCCCACCCCGAUGGAGUGGAAACUCUUCAGAAACACCCCUUGUGGAUCUGUGCCUCUGAUGACAUUGGGAUUCUACAUCCGCUGAACCUAGAAAAAUGGCCACCAAAUUCCUGUAGGCUGUCUUGCCCGUGGGGCAGACGGAGAAUAAAAUUUCCGA
Molecule: messenger RNA, 562 nt
Organism: Gekko japonicus
Lineage: Eukaryota; Metazoa; Chordata; Lepidosauria; Squamata; Gekkonidae
Product: cocaine- and amphetamine-regulated transcript protein-like
Exons: 4
Coding region: 1-327 (108 amino acids)
Biological process (GO): negative regulation of appetite; G protein-coupled receptor signaling pathway; positive regulation of MAPK cascade
Molecular function (GO): neuropeptide hormone activity
Source: RefSeq, a predicted model, not a curated record